GCACCCAGCCCCUCAGCCUCAGACAGAGCCUGUCCAGUGUGCUGCACAAGUCCUGAGACCCACCAGCUCAGGGAAGUAGUCCAGCCACCAGAGACAGUUCUCAGAAUCACACAGACCUAGGAGAAUGACUUUACUAUUCUAGUUCUACUGUUCUAGUUCUACUGUUGUAGUCGUAUACCAGGCUCAGUCUGUGAGCUAGUCCAGAGCUGGUUGAUAUUUACUCUGAAAUUCUCCAGUACUGUAGUCCAGUGGCUCACCUUAGUCCUCCUCUUAGUCCUGAACUGUGAUCAUUUAGUGGAGUACCUGAGCAGAUCUACACAAGUCACGUGUAUCUAGUGAGACCCACCAGCCAGUCCUUUUUACCUGAGACCUCUGCAGAGAAGCUACAACCAUGCAGCGCUCACACACCUUCCUCCUCUUCCUCUUCCUCCUCGUAAUCGUUGGGAUGGCGCUGGCCAGCUCGUCCACGGCUCGGAGAAGCAGAGUGAGACGUCAGAACAUGAAGGUGAGGAUCAACGCUACAGGUGACACCAUCGUGAUGAAGUUUGUCCGUCCCAACGCUGACACCAAGCUGGAGGGCUACAUCUUGGGCUACGGCAGCAGUAUGUUCUCUAAACAGUUCAUCCAACUCCCAGAGAACGGACUGCCCUACGAGACCGAGAUCGAUGCGGAGCCCAAGUAUCUGAUUGCUGUCCAGCCCAUCCCAGUCAACGAUGUGAAGAAACAGUGCACAGGCAAGGUGAACCUGGAGAAGCCCUUGCACCUGGUGAUUGGGUCCGUGACCCCCACCUCGGUGAUGCUGUCCUGGGGGACCUUCCUCAAGACGCCCUACGAGGGGAACAUCAUGAACGACUGCCUGGAGGAUGGGCACUACACGGUGCGUUACCGUGAGAGGAACAGGAAGUGGACUCAACAGAUGUGCCCUACCAGCGACAUGGUCAUCGACAACCUGAAGCCCAACACGGCCUAUGAGUUCGGUGUCCAACCCAACAACAAGGAACGCAGCGGAGUGUGGAGCAAGCCAGUCAUCCACAAUACCAACAUGGAGAAGGCCAUGCAGAAACCUUACAGACCAAGGACCCCUCUGACGCCUGUGAAAACGGCCAACAUGCCACGGGCCUUCUUCCCUCCUCGUCACGCUGUCCAUAACAGGAGCCAGGGCAGAACCCUCUUCAGGACCCCUAUGGCUCCAAGGACCACCUUCGCGCCAACCUCAGCCAAUAGACAGCACUUCCUGUCCUCUCCAAGACCCACAAUGCCUAUGAUGCAGAACGAGCCAACCGAUACCAGCUUCCUGAGACCUUUGACCCCCACCGAGCUUCGCUCUCCUAUAGGCUCUGCCAUUGCCACGGCAGCCAGGAACACAACGUUGCCUCGUGGUCGCGUCUCUCUCUACUCCACCCCUAAUGGCAUCAGACCUCUCUCUCUACCCAGGAACAACAACACCAACUCCUCCCUCCCCUCCGUCACACAAGGGGCCGACGGGGAGCACCACAAGGGCCUUGCUCUUCCCAAACCUGCAGUCUGGUCCGGAAACCGACUGGUCUCCCCUGCAGUCCUGCGUCCAUCUCUUCCUGUCAACAAGAGGCCCAACCUGGUUGGGAAAACAGGGAACAAGGAUAUGCCCAUAGACCUGAAGCAGGGAGACAAGGCAUCCAUCUUGAAUCCUUUCCCUCUGGUUACGGCUAAGCCCGCCAAACAAAAGACCACAACCAUCGCCCCGGCCUUGAAUGCCACUCGUAAUGAGACGGCUGACAACUCCUCUGUGUUCAGCUCUCUGCCUGCUUCGGACGUGGACGCCUUGGGCAAGAAGCGCUUCAUAGCCCCUCAUGUGAUCUAUAAGACGGAUAAGAAGCCAGAGGAGCCGUGUUCCAUAACACACUCCCUCAGCUUCUUCCCUGAGGAGGAGGGGGUGGAGCAGAACGUCACCGCACCCCCCCGCUCAUCCCCCUCCAACGUCACUGUGGUGACCGUGGAGGGAUGCCCCUCCUUCAUUAUCCUGGAUUGGGAGAAGACUGACAACGACACCACAGAGUAUGAGGUCAUUUCAAGGACCCAAGGACCCAAUGGAGAAGAGGUCUCCAUCCUGACUACCAACCAGACUCACACUGCUGUGGAGAAUUUAAAACCAGAGAGCAGUUACGAGUUCAAAGUGAAACCCAAGAAUGAGCUUGGGGAAGGGCCUGCCAGUGAGCCAGUGUCGUUCAACACAGAGUCAGCGGACCCUCGGGUGAGCGAGAAUGUCUCAGGUAAAGCUGCUAUCUGGACACAGUUCCCCUUCAAGGCCGAUUCCUACUCGGAGUGUAACGGGAAGCAGUACGUGAAGAGGACCUGGUACCGCAAGUUUGUGGGCAUCCAGCUGUGCAACUCCCUUAGAUACAAAAUCUACAUGAGCGACUCGCUCAACGGCAAGUUCUACAACAUCGGGGACCAGACUGGUCAUGGGGAGGACCACUGCCAGUUUGUAGAUUCUUUCCUGGACGGACGAACAGGCAGCCAGAAACUGGCCGACCAGCUACCCAGCCGAUCAGGUUUCUACCGGGCUAUGCGUCAGGAACCGGUCAACUUCGGCGAGAUCGGAGGGAACUCGCACGCCACCUACGUCGGCUGGUACGAGUGCGGAACACCCAUACCUGGGAAAUGGUAAGACCUCUCCAUCAAGGAGGUGGCCAGGAAGAUGCCUGACUGAAAGAAGGAUUAUCUUACAAGGGUGAAAGGAGGACUGAGGGGAGGUGGGCUUCUCUGUUACCAUGGAGACACGCCUUUCUGUCUGUCUAUCUGUCAGAUGGCAACAGCCCACAUUCCAUUGUAUAAAAGUAUAUAGGAUCAUACUGUGUCACGGAACUCUGUUAGGCAAAUUUGUCAUAUUUCCUUAUGUCUCAUCUCACUAUUUAUCAAACACGACAACAUGAGAAAAUACUCAAAACCUGUAAACAUGGAAAAGAAGUUGAUAAAGGUUUUUCAGAGUGCUUCAUUAAAUAUGAACACCGGAAACUGUUGGGAAGCUGGCUCCCUAAAAAUGUAA
This is a messenger RNA of Coregonus clupeaformis (lake whitefish), 3025 nucleotides long. Its product is annotated as target of Nesh-SH3. Gene Ontology annotation, molecular function: protein binding. The record is from RefSeq and is a predicted model, not a curated record. Gene Ontology annotation, biological process: extracellular matrix organization; positive regulation of cell-substrate adhesion. NCBI's taxonomy places the organism in Eukaryota, Metazoa, Chordata, Actinopteri, Salmoniformes, Salmonidae. The transcript has 21 exons. Bases 392 to 2647 code for a protein of 751 amino acids.